ACAAAACACGUACAUAUAUACGCACACACUCUCUAUGUGUGUGUAUAUAUAGAUAUACUCGCAUCCGUAGAGACACCCACCUCGUUUUCCGGAUCAAAGCCCAGAAAAAAGAAAAAACAAAAGAGAAAGCGAGAGGAGGAAGACGAAGAAGAAGCCAUGAAUGCAUUAGCAGCAACUAACAGAAACUUCAAACUGGCGUCAAGGCUUCUGGGUUUGGAUUCAAAGCUCGAGAGAAGUCUCCUUAUUCCCUUCAGAGAAAUCAAGGUGGAAUGUACCAUACCGAAGGAUGAUGGGACAUUGGCAUCAUUUGUUGGGUUUAGAGUUCAGCACGACAAUGCAAGAGGUCCAAUGAAAGGUGGCAUCAGAUAUCAUCCUGAGGUGGAUCCAGAUGAAGUGAAUGCAUUGGCUCAGCUCAUGACAUGGAAGACAGCGGUGGCCAAGAUUCCGUACGGUGGAGCCAAGGGAGGGAUCGGCUGUGACCCGAGUGAGCUCAGCAUCUCGGAGCUCGAGAGGUUGACUCGUGUUUUCACUCAGAAAAUCCAUGAUCUCAUCGGCAUUCACACCGAUGUCCCUGCUCCCGACAUGGGCACUGGACCUCAGACUAUGGCUUUGGUUUUUUUCGAGUAUUCCAAGUUCCACGGGCAUUCUCCCGCCGUUGUGACUGGGAAACCAAUCGAUCUUGGUGGAUCUCUAGGAAGAGAUGCUGCUACUGGAAGAGGAGUGCUCUUUGCCACUGAAGCUCUGCUCAACGAGCACGGGAAGACCAUAGCUGGGCAGAGAUUUGUGAUCCAGGGUUUCGGAAACGUGGGUUCCUGGGCGGCGAAGCUUAUCAGUGAACAGGGUGGAAAGAUUGUUGCAGUAAGCGACAUUACAGGCGCAAUCAAGAACAAGAAUGGAAUCGAUAUCCCGAGCCUGCUGAAGCAUACUACAGAAAACAAAGGUGUGAAGGGCUUUGAUGGAGCAGAUCCAAUCGAUCCAAAAUCGAUUUUGGUUGAAGAUUGUGAUAUCCUCAUCCCUGCAGCACUAGGCGGUGUCAUCAGCAGGGAAAACGCAAAUGAUAUCAAAGCCAAGUUCAUAAUCGAAGCUGCCAACCAUCCAACUGAUCCUGAGGCAGAUGAGAUAUUGACGAAGAAAGGUGUUGUGAUUCUCCCAGAUAUAUACGCGAACUCAGGAGGAGUAACCGUUAGUUAUUUCGAGUGGGUUCAGAACAUACAAGGGUUCAUGUGGGAUGAGGAAAAGGUGAACGAGGAGCUGAGGACUUACAUGACUCGUGGGUUCAAGGACUUGAAAGGGAUGUGCAAAACCCACAGCUGCGAUCUUCGUAUGGGAGCCUUCACCCUUGGUGUUAACCGCGUGGCUCGGGCCACCCUUCUCAGAGGGUGGGGAGCUUGAGAAUUGUGUUACCCCAGAAAAUAAGACUUGUCAUUUAUGUUUUUUUUGUCUCUCAAGAUUUCUUGGUUUGGUCAUCCUCCUACCUACAUCAGAGGAAACUAAGAAGAACUAAAGAUUAUGCUUCUUUAUUGUCAGUUUCUCUACUUCUCACAAGUUUCCAAUAAAUUUCAAUAAAGGCAGGUGCUUUUGUGAGUUC
Messenger RNA from Tarenaya hassleriana, 1588 nucleotides. Its product is annotated as glutamate dehydrogenase 1. Gene Ontology annotation, biological process: L-glutamate catabolic process. The record is from RefSeq and is a predicted model, not a curated record. The transcript has 9 exons. Lineage: Eukaryota; Viridiplantae; Streptophyta; Magnoliopsida; Brassicales; Cleomaceae. The coding region runs from base 157 to 1392 and encodes 411 amino acids. Gene Ontology annotation, cellular component: mitochondrion. Gene Ontology annotation, molecular function: L-glutamate dehydrogenase (NAD+) activity.